Chanos chanos (milkfish) is the source of this 2060-nucleotide messenger RNA. RefSeq names its product family with sequence similarity 118 member B (gene siral1). NCBI's taxonomy places the organism in Eukaryota, Metazoa, Chordata, Actinopteri, Gonorynchiformes, Chanidae. The transcript is spliced from 8 exons. The record is from RefSeq and is a predicted model, not a curated record. Bases 220 to 1284 code for a protein of 354 amino acids.
CAGCUACCAGUUAGCCCACGACUCUGCUUGGAUUUCUAAAAAAGUUUCAGUAUGAUACUAAACUAAACAAAAGAUAAUAACUAAGUGCUGAAACAACAGAAUGUGUAAAUGACAUUUUCUGGAUUAUACUGCAAAGUUACCACCGAGUAAAAUUAAAGCAACAUAACAGUCAACGUUAGCCAUCUCGGUGUCUGACUAAACUUGUUUUGUGGGAGUCGAAUGGCCUCUGUUGUGACGGUCAAGACAGAGAAGCGACCUGCCCCGGACUCCGAGGAUGGCGACGCAGUGGCUAAAAAAGCCAGGAAGUUACUGCCCAGCCUGAAGACCAAACGUGCUCCAGAGUUGGUGCUGGUUAUUGGAACGGGGGUAAGUUCGGCAGUGGCUCCACAGGUGCCUGCCUUACGCUCCUGGAAGGGACUGAUCCAAGCACUGCUGGAUGCCGCUAAUGACUUUGACCUCCUGGAAGAGGAGGAGAGCCGAAGGUUCCAAAAAAGCCUUCAGGAGGACAAGAACCUGGUGCACGUUGCUCAUGACCUCAUCCAGAAGCUGUCUCCGCGGACAGGAAAUGUGCGCUCCACUUUCUUCAAAGACUGCCUGUAUGAGGUGUUUGAUGACCUGGAGUGUAAGAUGGAACAUGCCGGGAAGCAUCUCUUGCGCUCUGUGCUGCAGCUGAUGGAGAGCGGAGCUCUGGUCCUCACCACCAACUUUGACAACCUGCUGGAGAUCUACGCUGCCCACCAGGGCACAAAGCUGGAAUCCCUGGACCUCACGGAUGAGAAGAAGGUCCUAGAGUGGGCCCAGGAGAAGAGGAGAUUGAGUGUCCUACACAUCCAUGGUGUUUAUACCAACCCCAGUGGUAUUGUGCUGCACCCUGCUGGCUACCAGAACGUUCUGAGAAACACUGAGGUCAUGAGAGAAAUCCAGAAGCUCUACGAGACAAAGUCGUUUGUGUUCCUGGGCUGUGGCCGAACGGUGGACGACACCACCUUCCAGGCCCUGUUCCUGGAGGCGGUCAAACACAAGUCUGACCUGGAGCACUUCAUGCUGGUGAGACGGGAAGACGUGGGCGAGUUCAAGAAGCUUCGAGAUAACAUGCUGGACAAGGGCAUCAAGGUCAUCUCCUACGGGAACGAGUACGCUGACCUGCCCGAGUACUUUGAGCGGCUGGCCAAUGAGAUCUGUAACCGCGAUGUGACAAACGGUUGGGGACCUCCUGCUCAAGAAGAAGAAAACCAAAAUGGUUUCACUACACAGAAAAACCUUCUACAAGACUGCCACUCGUGACAAAAAACACUAGUAGGAGUCUCUCAGCAUUUGCCUCCACAGCUCCAGCAUAGAGUUCUUUUGCCCUGCUUGGGUUCAGUAGGGAUCGGAUCAACAUCCCCGACGCACUCGUUUCAAUCUAGACGAGGGCCGACUGUCAUUACGCUAUAGUUACCUGCUCACUUACCUGUACUGGUACCACGCUCACGCAACAGUGAGCAGACCGUGUGAUUGGCUGUGAAAGCACCCCAACCCACACUAACACCAAAUCACGAUGUUGUAACAGCCACUGUCUGAAUGGAGGAGGACACCGGAAUGGGUGGAGAAAAUGGGAGGGGUUGAAAGGCAUGAUUAGCACCGUCCCGUGCCCCACAGUGACCAGGAGUCUUGGGCACGGACAUGACCGACUGCCACAUCUGGUCUCUUAAGCACAAGGACACAGAAUAGUGCUAUGACAUUAAGUCUGUAUUUUCACCAAACAACACACACACGCCAGUACCUCUUACACAUCACCAGCAACCUUUCUGCAAGUAAAACAUCUAUCAAGCUCUUUGUUUUUUCUCUCUCUGCAUAUGUAUGGCAAGUUCUGGGUCUUAAAAACAUUGAAAGAAUCCUACUAUUUUACUUACUUUACAAGCUCCCCUGAACCUACUUGAAGUUCUGUAUGAUUGAAUAUACCUUUGAUUUUUGUCCAUAAAACACUGUGUUUGAGCAUGUGCCCAUUUGAAUGGGGCUCUAUCAUGAGGACUUGCCCAAAGUAGCUGCAAACUAACUGCAACAGUUAGGCUGCCCCAGUG